AUGAUUGGAAAUAAAGCAGACCUUGCUGCAAACAGGCAGGUUACACUGGCAGAAGCAGAAGCCUUCGCAGAACAUCAACAACUUUCUUACCUCGAGGCAUCCGCUAAGGGUGGUGAUAAUGUUAAGGAGGCAUUUGUUCGUACAGCAGCUCAAAUUCUUAAUCGUGGUAUUAAAGUUGGUCCGAAGUCUGAUGUCAAGCCAGUAGCUAAAUCAUCUGAUAAGAAAGGUUGCUGUUAA
This is a messenger RNA of Trichomonas vaginalis G3, 237 nucleotides long. RefSeq names its product GTPase protein. The transcript has a single exon. The coding region runs from base 1 to 237 and encodes 78 amino acids. Gene Ontology annotation, biological process: regulation of endocytosis. The record is from RefSeq and is a predicted model, not a curated record. NCBI's taxonomy places the organism in Eukaryota, Parabasalia, Trichomonadida, Trichomonadidae. Gene Ontology annotation, cellular component: endosome. Gene Ontology annotation, molecular function: GTP binding; GTPase activity.